This is a messenger RNA of Psilocybe cubensis, 927 nucleotides long. RefSeq lists its product as uncharacterized. The transcript is spliced from 2 exons. Gene Ontology annotation, biological process: dTMP biosynthetic process. Gene Ontology annotation, cellular component: mitochondrion; cytosol. Bases 1 to 927 code for a protein of 308 amino acids. The record is from RefSeq and is a predicted model, not a curated record. Lineage: Eukaryota; Fungi; Basidiomycota; Agaricomycetes; Agaricales; Agrocybaceae. Gene Ontology annotation, molecular function: thymidylate synthase activity.
AUGACUAUUUCAGUCUCUCAAACUACGGAACAUGAUGAAUAUCAGUAUUUAAAACUUAUUCGACGCGUCUUGGACACUGGAGAUACGCGUCCUGAUCGUACAGGAACGGGCACCAUAGCAAUCUUUGCGCCACCUUCACUACGUUUCUCGUUGGCCAACUCCACUUUACCUCUUCUGACAACAAAGCGAACUUUUAUGAGAGGAAUUGUGGAAGAACUUCUUUGGUUUAUUCACGGAUCAACAGACUCCACAAUCUUAGCCAAGAAGGGGGUGAAGAUUUGGGACGGAAACGGCUCGAAAGAAUUCCUCGAAAGUCGCGGACUCGGACACCGACGGGAAGGCGAUCUUGGUCCGGUAUAUGGAUUCCAGUGGAGACAUUUUGGUGCCGAAUAUGUUGACUGCGAGACAGACUACACAGGGCAGGGUGUUGAUCAGCUUCGAGAAUGUAUUAAGAAGAUCAAGGAAAACCCUACAGAUCGAAGGAUUAUUCUGAGUGCAUGGAACCCCAAAGAUAUCCCACUCAUGGCGCUUCCACCGUGCCAUAUGAUGUGUCAGUUUUAUGUCCAACUCCCACCCGCGUCGAAUCCUUCGCAAAAACCCAAACUUUCAUGUUUGAUGUACCAACGUUCCGCGGAUUUGGGUCUUGGAAUUCCUUUCAACAUCGCAUCUUACGCUCUCCUCACGCACAUGAUCGCACAUGUUACGGGCACGGACGCUCACGAACUGGUCAUCCAGCUCGGGGAUGCCCACGUUUAUCGUGAUCACGUCGACGCUCUGGAGGAGCAGCUCAAAAGGGAGCCUAAACCAUUUCCAAAGCUUCGAUGGGCCAGGGAUAAUAUUUUAGAUAUUGAAGAUUUCGUCUAUUCUGAUUUCGUUGUGGAAGGAUACACUUCUCACCCGGCAAUCUCCAUGAAAAUGAGCGUGUAG